Topomyia yanbarensis is the source of this 1629-nucleotide messenger RNA. RefSeq lists its product as uncharacterized. Lineage: Eukaryota; Metazoa; Arthropoda; Insecta; Diptera; Culicidae. The coding region runs from base 733 to 1251 and encodes 172 amino acids. The record is from RefSeq and is a predicted model, not a curated record. The transcript has 2 exons.
GGUGUCAAGUGGUCGUCGUCAAAGCGUACAAAACUGACAGCAUGUGGGAUUUUAGCAGAAACGUUCUCGUCGUCUUUAUUUAUGUGGCUCUCCCUCCGUAGUUGUGGUCUGCUGCUAGCUUGAUUGUAGGGUAGCAGUAGCAAGCGCAGGCAAAGGCUGUGUGCAUAUGCUGCCAGUCUGACUGGAUGGACAGUCAUAAUCGCCGUCGUCGUCGUCGCCGUCGACUCGUCGUCGUCAGAGCCAGUUCAAUAGUCCAACAGUAAGUGAGCGAGUAUGCGUCAGAGCUGCUACACGGAAAGUAGCGUCUAAUCGCGAGGUCACCGAUUUUCGGCGAAUUUUUAUUGCAAAAGUAUUGUUUUCGUUUAUCAGACAUUCACCGGUGAAUUAGAGAGGAUCUUGGCAGUUGCAUGUUGUGAUUUCGAUGCGUAGGAGUGCAGUUUUAGUGUAUUUUCAAGCGAUUCAAGGUGGCGAUCUCAGGUUAGCUUUCGGGCCAAGACCAAGACGACGACGAUCUUGAACGAAGCAUAUACAAGAGAAAACAUACAUAAGGCUCGUAUGCCUCAUGCUGCUGCUAUCCGGUCCCUUUGCUGUGGUAGCGACACUUGAGCCUGAAGGGUGAUACUGGUGAACGGCUGUAUGUGUGCGUGUUGUUGCGGGAACGUUUAAGGUGGUCCAUCGUGCUCGCUGAAGUGUGUUGAGGAUAAAUAAAGAACCCCACGAAAAGAAACAACGAUGUUCACCAAACAACUCCUUUUCUGGUUGCUGCUUAGCGGAGUUACUUUUAUGUGCUGUGCCGGAUUCGGUGGUUCAGGCGGCCGAUCCGGCGGUAGUCUCUACAAGUAUGGUGACGUAACAGCUGCAAAUAGUGGUUCCGCCGGUAGCUACUCACGGAUACCUCCACAGCGGUUCUACAUGCCAGCAGGACUUGGGAACCCCGACGAUCCGAAUCGACACCUAUCGACGACCCCCAGUCAGCAAUCGACAACUGCCCCAAAGACAAGCCGUAUCUCCGCGUGGGGAAUCAUUUCGAUCGUGAUGUUUGUGAUCAUGAUCGGAGCCGGAGCCUACUGGGGUUUUAUCUGCUUUCCUUUGUUCUGUAAAAAGGAACGAAACUACAACAUGAUGAUGAAUAUGUCGUCCGCUACAACCGCCACUCCUACCCGAUCGACCGAGUUCGAGAAGCUGGAAAAUUACUGCGCCAAAUCAACUACAUCGAGUCGAAGCAACGACACCGGUAUCAGCAACAUUUGAAAGGCCACCUCUAAAAGGGAAAGGUCAGGUCAAAUCUACUACUACUACUACUAGUACUACCCUCUCUAGCUGAUAAGCUACGUUCAAGACAUCUACUUCUCCAUACAAGCGCGAAUUUACGAUUUACUUAGGAAUUAACCUUGCAGGACUAUUGUGAAACCGCUUUUUGGCUUGCCAUAGGACAUGUUUUAUUUAGGAAUUUAGCAAAAACCUGAAAUAAUUCAAGUGAGAAGCAUGUGAAAGCUUAACUUUAAGGAUACUCGAAUAAACUACAUGCUAAGAGACUGAUGUUCUAAUUGAUAGAUGAACGCGAUAGUAUUAUGGAUGUAGAGAAUAUUCCAAAUGAUCACAAUAAAUUUUACCUUUUAUCUAACGAAA